Cydia pomonella (codling moth) is the source of this 2436-nucleotide messenger RNA. It is a transcript of the gene Det, whose product is annotated as baculoviral IAP repeat-containing protein 5. The record is from RefSeq and is a predicted model, not a curated record. The transcript is spliced from 2 exons. Lineage: Eukaryota; Metazoa; Arthropoda; Insecta; Lepidoptera; Tortricidae. Bases 75 to 497 code for a protein of 140 amino acids.
ACAACUAUGUUUAAAUCAAAAAAUUUCAACUGCCGAAAACAAUCAAACUCGCCUUAUCUUCUGAAUUUGCUAAAAUGAAAACAAACGAAAUACGCGUAGAAAGUAGAUCUCUAUUCUCAGUUGAUGAAAGAGUGAAAACUUUUAAAAACUGGCCAUUUAACGAUACAAACAGAUGCAACGUCCGAAACAUGGCUGAAGCUGGUUUUUAUUCGGUUGCUACGGGAGACGACGAUGCUGACGCCGCCAAGUGUUUUCUUUGCGGCAAGGAGCUGGAUGGUUGGGAGCCAAACGAUGACCCUUGGUCGGAGCACAAAAGCCAUGCACCAAAGUGCGCAUUUGCACAGCUUGGAAAGAAAGAGGACGAACUUUUGUGUUCGGAAUUCCUUUCAGUGGUGAAACAGUACAUGACCAAUGAGCUGAAUCAACAAGCUGAAGCUGUCAAAUCACAACUUGACAAUACGGCCAAAACAGUACGGAGAACUUGCUUGAAACUGUAAUCCAGUCACAUAUGAACUAGCUAUCAAGGGACUGAAGAUAACCAUACAAAAUAUAAGACAUUAAUUAAGUUUUCAACAUGCUACGUUUUAUUUCAAGGCUAGGUCAGUUUGUGUGAAAAAAUAUGACUUUUCAUUUGCUUCUGUCUAGGAUUACGUUGUUUCUGUCUGCAUUUAAAUUAUUACUACAGCAAUUUAUUUGAUUUUUGUAAAGUUUUAGACAUUAAAACUACAGGUAUGAGACAAUCUAGAUCAGUGUUUCCCAAAGUUGACUGGGCUCCGAUCAACCUAACAAAAACUGCCAAAUUUGAAACCCACCUUUUGGAUGUCUUAAAUUAAAUAAGGAUCAUGAAAUAUUAUUAGUAGUGCCUGUUACACGGUGAGCAUGUCUUCUUAUGUUUCUUGGGAAUGGCUGGUCUAGCUAGUUACCCCCUUAUUCAUAAAAGUCUACUAAAGUUGACAAGCUGCUAAUAAUCGUUUGUCCCUUUCCAUCAUACCAAUGUCGGAAAGGGACAAACGAAUAUUAGCGGCUUGUCAACUUUAUUAGAUGUUUGUGAAUAAGGGGGUUUGUCACUAGACUUAUCAGGUGUGAUCGCUCAACCCUUGUUUUUUUUUAGCAAAUUCUGGAUAUUUUGGCACUGUUGCAUUAUAUUUAGCAUAAGAAGGCAUGCCAAAUGUAUGACAGAUCCAUGGUUGCCUAGCCAGGGCUUUAUUUUUAACUGACUUCAAUUUCAUAGGAGGAGGUUCUGUAGUACAUACUCAUACUAUUUAUUGCAUUCAUGUACAACAUACAAAAUAAUAUAUAUAUGAAACAUGAACCCUGUCAGGGUGUAGCAAAUUAGUUAUUUAUAUAUAUCUUAAUAAUAAUACAUGCAGUUUUAAAUAUUUCAAAAUAACAAUAACAAGGAAUGGAAUCAAAUGAACAUAACCCAAAGGAAACUCUAAUUAUAUCUAUAAUCUACUCCUAAAAUAAUAUAUUCGUAAUCAGUUGUGGCUAUUUUUUUUUAUAUAGAAUUUGAUUGAUAGUAUAGAUUGUGUCAUUCAUGGAGAUGUGUGCCUUGACUCGAAAUGUUAUUUUAUUAAAGGUUAAAUUGGCACGUUGCAUGUACCUAAAAUUUGCACAUGCAGGUUGAGCACGUGAAACUUUUGUUUAUUUUUAAGCCCUUUAAACCGUGUUCUUGCAAAUAAAGAUUUUUAUGAUUUAUGGACAAAUCCGCUUGUGGAUGACACAAACUAUAUUAGAAUAAGUUUUGGUAGGUCAAAAGUCUACACCUUGACAUUGGCAAAAUCCACCUUACUAAAAUUGGCGAGGAGUAAAAGCCAUUAAGGAAAAAAAAAGUAUUGGCAGGAGAGUUGAGGUGACAUAGAAUAACAAGAAUUCUGAUUUAAGAAAACUGUGUAAAUAAAUUGAGUUAUUUAAGUACAUGAUAUUAAAAAAAAAGUACAUGAUAAGGGCUAAAUAUCAUGAAAAAAUCUUAUGGUAAAUUUAGUAAUUACCUGCUUAACUUGUUACCUGAUAUAUAAAAUCCUGCUGUUGGCACAGGACAUAUUCAUGUAUGUGUGACUUAACACAUUCACUGCCGGGAACCCACCUGGUGGGCGCUCGUGAACUUUGUUCAGAUGCCGGACAACCCGCUGGGCGGGUUGUUUUGUACGCAGCUAUAGACCACCGGUUUCUGGGGUAGUGCGCCGUUUUUUGUCUGGCAGUGAAUGUGUUAAAUUGGUGUAUUCCCAUCUGUGCCUGCCUCUUCUAUGGCGGUGGUCACAUGGAGCGGGGACAGAUGGGUAUACACCCUUAAAUUCUAUCAAAUAUAAGCGGUGUGAUUGAUACCUAUACAAACAAUUGUAUUUAAAAUAUAAGAUGAAUGAACUGUAAUUUUGUAGUAACUAAUAGUGAAUAAUGAAUGAUUUCAUAUAAAUAAAUUUCAUUACAACUUUGAAA